AUGACAGGAACGGCGGAAUCGUAUUGCGCCAACUUCAUCGCCAACUUGGAGGGAUGGAAGGGCAUCGAGCUCCCUAAGGACGAUGGGUUACUGGCGACCCUGGAAGCCCUCGAUAGACGCAUGAGAGCGCUCGAGGCCAUGGACAGAAUCACGCCGCCGCCACCGAUGCUCGAGCCGUCGUGGGACUCGCUCACAUGGCGCGUUUGCCGUCUGGCAAACCGAUGGCCCGGCCGCCCGAUAAACACGGUCACGCCUCCGUUCAUUCAGCCCUCGCUGCCACUCCUCAAGAGCGCGAUCGCGGGUAUUGUCGGUCCUAAGCCUAUGUCGUGGCCCGAGAAGGAGGACCUGGAGGAGAAGGAGGUGAUCAGCCGGGCAACGCAGUGGCUUUGUCACACGGCCGGAGGUCGGGUCAUCAAAGCCUGUACCUCGUUUAAUCUCGCCGGCGCCUGCGCACUAGCCCUGGACCUGUCGCUCGAGGUCGAGGCCAGGCCUGGAAUGCCGCUUGUCCGUCGACCACCCGGCCCCGUUGGCCCGCCUAUCCGUCCGCCGAUCAUCAAGGGACCGAAGAAAAGCUGCUGUGGCUGCUGCGUCUGCUCCUGUCAUGGCAAGGAGCAGAAGAAGACCGAUUCCAAGCGCGUUUCCGCCUGGUUGACGGGUAAUAGCAAGUCGAAGAAAUCCCACGGGAGUUGCGGAAGCUCGCGAGUGGCGGGCUGGUUCAAGAAGCUGGCGUUUUGGCGACGCACAAGCCGGUGUUACGACACUGACAGCGACAGCGGCAGCGAAAUAUCUUCGCUGUCUUCGGCUACCAUGAUUGUGUAG
Anthostomella pinea is the source of this 819-nucleotide messenger RNA. The record is from the annotation of a GenBank genome assembly. NCBI's taxonomy places the organism in Eukaryota, Fungi, Ascomycota, Sordariomycetes, Xylariales, Xylariaceae.